Spea bombifrons (plains spadefoot toad) is the source of this 942-nucleotide messenger RNA. RefSeq names its product olfactory receptor class A-like protein 1. Gene Ontology annotation, cellular component: membrane. The record is from RefSeq and is a predicted model, not a curated record. Gene Ontology annotation, molecular function: pheromone receptor activity. Lineage: Eukaryota; Metazoa; Chordata; Amphibia; Anura; Pelobatidae. Bases 1 to 942 code for a protein of 313 amino acids. The transcript has a single exon. Gene Ontology annotation, biological process: G protein-coupled receptor signaling pathway.
AUGGAUUUAUGUUUCAUCAUAAAAGGGGUCUCUUUUUUUGUACAGACUAGUAUUGGUAUAGUUAGUAACUGGGCUAUCUUGAUAUCCUACUUAAAUAUGGUUUGUCACCGCUACAAGCUGAUGCCGGUUGACAUAGUCCUAUCUCACUUAGCAUUUGUUAAUAUGAUGACCCUGUUGACAAGAGGUGUUCCUCAGACCAUGACUGUUUUUGGAAUGGUACAUGUGCUGAAUGAUGCAGGCUGUAAAGCCGUUAUAUAUUCCUACAGAAUAGUGCGUGCAUUGUCUGUAUCUGUUACAUGUCUACUCAGUGUCCUGCAAGCAGUCACUAUCAAACCAACCCCAGGGAGGUCCAUCGCCAAAAUCAAAGAUCUCAAGUACUUGAUUAUGACACUUGUUGUUAUCUGGCUUAUUAACAUGGCUGUGUGUAUAGCAGCCCCAUUUUUCUCUGCAGUUCCUAGGAUCGGAAAAGUCCCUAAAUUCACCCUUGACCUGGGAUUUUGCCAUGUUUAUUUUCCUAACCAACUGGGUUACAUUAUAAAUGGUUUUGCCGUCUCAGCCAGAGAUUUUACCUUUGUCGGUAUCAUGAUUUUUGCCAGUGGUUUCAUUAUGCAAACUCUGUACAGGCAUCGAACACAGGUUCAGAAUUUAAGGUUAAGCAAUAGUCGCAAUGGGGCAGCUGAAUCCAAAGCUGCUAAAAAUGUUCUCAGGCUAGUUUUGCUUUAUGUCAUAUUCUUUGGUGUAGAUAAUAUUAUAUGGAUUUACAUGUUAACUGUUUCACAGGUACCUUCCAUUGUCAGUGAUAUGAGAGUCUUUUUCUCCUCUUGUUAUGCAUCCCUAAGCCCAAUCUUAAUAAUCCUAUCUAAUAAAAAGAUCAGAAGUUCCAUGAAAUGCACACUGAGACAGCAAAUAACCCAAGUAGAGAUCUAUGUAUGCCAUGUAUAA